AUGAACAACGAAAUCAAUAUAAGAUAACUGCUUUACUACAAAAAAAUUAUUCGUAUUAAACUAACUUUAUUAUACAUAGCUCAUACACAAUCCCAACGUAGUAUUACACUUAUGUCCCAUUAGUUUAGUCAAGGUCGACUCUCUGUCCAUUCAUAAGAAGAUUUAAGAUUAUCCACUAAUGUUACCAAUUCCAGUAUCCUACCUUAAAUCAAUCUUCGUUACAGUAGUGUCCAUUCUUAAGAGUCAAUCAAAUCUCAUUACAAUGCACCUACUCCUUUUACUUAGAUAUAAGUACCCUCCACUAAUCAAAUAGUGUUUUAUCAAUAAAAGCCAAAAAACUAUUUCUGAACUCAAGUACCAGACCGAAUAAAUAAAGCAAGAAAUUUCAAUUA
Molecule: messenger RNA, 392 nt
Organism: Paramecium primaurelia
Lineage: Eukaryota; Ciliophora; Oligohymenophorea; Peniculida; Parameciidae
Source: the annotation of a GenBank genome assembly